UAUCAUUUCUACUGCUGGACUUGAAGGAUGAGGGAUCCGCAACUACCAGGACUCAACUCCAGACUAGCAUGGCUGAAACGCAAGGACAAGGAGGAUAAGAAAGCCAAGCCAAGUGAGACGAGUGUAACGCCAUUGGACAAAACACCGAAAGUCCUUUCAACCCGUCCUAUUAUACCAGAACUGACCCCAGAACAGAGGAUGAGGCAGACACCAUUUGAGAGGGUGCUUUAUGACAUGAACCAUGACCAGAGAGUAGUCAACGACCUCAUACUGGGCCGGAGGAUCUCCUUCUACGAGCUCAGGGGGGAAAUAGGGUGUGGGAACUUCUCCCACGUUAGAUUGGGUAUCCAUGCCCUGACUAAAGAGAGGGUUGCAAUCAAGAUUUUGGAUAAGCUUCGGCUGGACAAGAAGUCUCAGUCCCUGUUUGCCACAGAGAUCAGCUGUAUGGAGAAGCUGUCCCACCCUAACAUUGUUCGUCUCUAUGAGGUGAUUGAGACCACCAAGCGCCUGUACCUGGUGAUGGAGUAUGGUAGUGGAGGAGACCUCUACUCACGUAUCACCAACCGGGGGCGUCUGUCUGACCUGGAGACCAAGCUCAUCUUUGCCCAGAUCAUCUCUGCCAUCAAACACAUGCAUGACAACAACAUUGUCCACCGAGACCUGAAAGCAGAGAACAUCUUUUACACCACCAGCUACUGCAUCAAGGUGGGAGACCUUGGCUUCAGUAUCGUGAGUGCUCCAUCUGAAGUCCUCACCACGUUCUGUGGCUCCCCACCCUACGCCGCUCCAGAGCUCUUCAAAGACAAAGGCUACGUGGGUCGUUACGUGGACAUCUGGGCCUUGGGAAUCCUGCUCUACUUCAUGGUCACCGCCACCAUGCCUUUCCACGCCGACAACCUUGGUCGUUUGAAGCGCUGUAUCAUGCAGGGAGCCUACGCCUUCCCUGAAUAUGUACCCAACCCCUGCCAACUGGUCAUAAAGGGCAUGCUGAGGUCCGUGCCCGCUGACCGUGACCCCAUCUCCCUGAUAAUGACCAGCACGUGGCUGAAGAGCAUUGAGUACCCUCGGGCGUACGCCCCCCUGCCCCAGACACCCUUUCACCUGGCUGAAACCUCCCAGGUCCUGUGUGUGGAGGAGCAGGAGGUGAAGUCGGCCUUGUCUGAUCUGGGCAUCAAGGGAGUCCACCUGCAGAACAACACCUAUACAGACAAUCGCAGCCCCCUGACGGGGACAUACCGUAUCCUCCUCCACCGUGUCCAGAAGAGGAGGUCUGUGGAGGCAGUGGGAUACGCAGCCCUUUACCCUGAGGACUUUGGCAGUAAGAACGGCAGGACGACCACUGCUGUUAUGGAAAAGCACAACCCUACCAGUGUCUGUGUUAUCCUAUAGACCAGGGAUUUUGCAACAGUUUUUGAACCAGGGACUGGAAAAUUAUGGAUCUUCUCUUUGGAUUAAAACAAACAAUUUUGGUGGGCCACUUAUAAUGAAAUUGAACACUUCAGAAGUGAAGUUCUCCCAUAACUAUGAACUAUCUGAGGGACCUGUCAGCAACAUCUCAGGAACCGGUGCUGCUCCAUGGACCUCCAUGGAGGUUGAGAAAUAAUGCUACAGAGUCUGGCCUCCUGUAUAGCCAGGCUCCACCAGGAGAGAAUCACAAGACAAACACACACCACAAACGCACACACACAUACACACACUACACUCACAGAUUUGUUGUCGCGUAUUCAUCGCAGUACAGAUGAUAGAUAGAUAAAUAGCACCAUCUUGUGCUUACAUUAAUCACUCCUAAGAAAUCUGUGACAGAAAGAUACAAUGGUGAAAAGAUUAAGAUUUCAGGGUUGUACUGUAAAGUACAUUAAUUAUAUUGCAGCUUUAUGUACUAACAAGGCUACAGUAAUUGACUUCAGCUUGUUGCGACGUUACAUCACUCAAUAGGUCUAUGUUUUGUACAAUUGGCUUACAGUGAGAGACGAAGGAUUAAUAAUACUAUCAGCAUCUUCCAAGCCUACUUAGUCCUGUGCUUCGUCAAAAUAUAACUAAGGUCAUGCUCGUGGAAGGACAUGGCUAAUUUGUCUUAGCUGUGAUACAGGAAAAGUGCUUUGUUCAGAUAGCAAUUGUAAGGGAGUCAGGCACGAAGCACUGGCCAAUGCUCUGAUAUUUGGAUUACAAUACUUAGGUUUAUCCUCAAAGACUUGUAUGCCUUCAACAUUAAUGUAAAUAUAACAAAUAUAUAAUCUUUUGGUAAAUUCACAAGGUAAAUUCACAAGCUCUAUUCACAAGUACAUUGAAAAAUGUGUAAAACAUGGAUGUUUUGUGCACAGUUCUUUAUUUUGGCUAUUCUGUGGCUUGGAAGUGCUGAAGAUGAAUAUCUUUAUUAUGAUAUAAUGUAAUUAAAAUGCAUUAACACAUUGCUUAUGUAGAUAUUUUUGUACAGUCAUUUUAUAAAUGCUUUACUGAUAUAUUUUAUGUGGAUUAAGUAUAUCAGUAAAGUAUUUAUAAAAUGUUAAUAAAUAUUAUUUGCCAUUGGAUGUACCCAUUAAUGCUCAAGAGAAAUGUCAUUUGAAUAUAUGCCUGAGAUGAGUAAAAAAAUAAAUAUUGCAUUGUGUAUUGCUAUACCAUUUAAAUAAUUAAAAAUAAAUAAAACAUACACAUCAAGACAAAUUCAUUAAAAAUAUUAUAAUAAUCAAUCACCUCUUGUGAGUUCAGGGGGCAUCCCUGGUGCUAGUAACAGUGGAAAGGUCCAAUUUGUAAGUCGCUCUGGAUAAGAGCGUCUGCUAAAUGACUUAAAUGUAAAUGUAAAUGUAAAUGUCUUUAGGGAAGACUGACAAGUUUAUAUUGUGAGUAUCCCCUAAGUGGAAAUCUGAGCAGCAUUUGAAUAUCAUCUGUGUACUUGAAGCACAUAUUUGUUCAUUUUUUACAUCAUGGACAUCACAGAACCUCAACAUCUUACAGAAAAUAGAUACUGGAGAGUAUGUUGUUCUAUUAUCAGCCAAAGUCAAUAAAAGUAUAAAACUUCCAAAGCCUUUUUAGAGGUUUUGCAGGUUCUUAUGAGGUCACUCAUAACGCAACCUACGCUCUCAUAAAAAUCAGGACGGUUGGAUUGUAUAAACAUUAGCAGUUUCUCUAACUGCCCUCCCAUCUUACUCAACAUACAUUUCCCCUGAAGCUAUUACCACCUCUAUGAUCCAAGCAGUGAUAAAACCUGUCAGCACUUUACCUUUUCUCUCAUUGUGUGCCAGGUUCUUACAGUUUGUACAUGUACCUGUUCUGUUCCUCUCCAUUGAUUGGCAGUCUGGCAGGGCAAUAUAUUUUGCAAUAAUGAGAUGAACCCCAGUCAUGCCUUUGUCAAUAAGGAUCCGCACCUUUAAAAAAAAAAAUUGUUGACAUUUUUGCCUAAAAUCACAUACCCAAAUCUAACUGCCUGUAGCUCAGGACCUGAAGCAAGGAUAUACAUAUGCUUGAUACCAUUUGAAAGGAAAUACUUUGAAGUUUGUGGAAAUGUUAAACCAAUGUAGGAGAAUAUAACACAUUAGAUCUGGUAAAAUAUAAUUCAAAGAAAAAAAUGUGUUUUUUUGUAAUUUUUUUAAAACCAUCAUCUUUGUAAUGCAAGAUAAAGGCCAUAAUGUAUUAUUCCAGCCCAGGCAGAAUUGAGAUUUUGGCCACUAGAUGACAGCAGUGUAUUUGCAAAGUUUUAGACUGAUGCAAUGAACCAUUGCAUUUCUUU
This is a messenger RNA of Oncorhynchus gorbuscha (pink salmon), 3724 nucleotides long. RefSeq names its product serine/threonine-protein kinase NIM1. NCBI's taxonomy places the organism in Eukaryota, Metazoa, Chordata, Actinopteri, Salmoniformes, Salmonidae. The transcript is spliced from 4 exons. Gene Ontology annotation, biological process: protein phosphorylation; intracellular signal transduction; microtubule cytoskeleton organization. The record is from RefSeq and is a predicted model, not a curated record. Gene Ontology annotation, cellular component: cytoplasm. Gene Ontology annotation, molecular function: tau-protein kinase activity; ATP binding; protein serine/threonine kinase activity. The coding region runs from base 28 to 1389 and encodes 453 amino acids.